This is a messenger RNA of Pongo pygmaeus (Bornean orangutan), 1315 nucleotides long. RefSeq names its product ADP-ribosyltransferase 1 (gene ART1). The coding region runs from base 105 to 1088 and encodes 327 amino acids. Gene Ontology annotation, molecular function: NAD+ poly-ADP-ribosyltransferase activity; NAD+-protein-arginine ADP-ribosyltransferase activity. The record is from RefSeq and is a predicted model, not a curated record. The transcript has 5 exons. NCBI's taxonomy places the organism in Eukaryota, Metazoa, Chordata, Mammalia, Primates, Hominidae.
GGUGGCCAUGGUGGAGACCAGCAGCAGCUUCCCCACCCAGGACAAGGCCUAGAUGAGGAAACUGAGACCCAAAGAGAGACAGCAACUGGCCCAGGGUCACCAGCAUGCAGAUGCCUGCUAUGAUGUCUCUGCUUCUUGUGUCUGUGGGCCUCAUGGAAGCACUUCAGGCCCAGAGCCACCCCAUCACACGACGAGACCUCUUCUCUCAAGAGAUGCCGCUGGACAUGGCCCUGGCCUCCUUUGAUGACCAGUACGCUGGCUGUGCUGCUGCUAUGACAGCUGCUCUCCCAGAUCUCAACCACACGGAGUUCCAGGCCAACAAGGUGUAUGCAGACGGCUGGACACUGGCAAGCAGCCGAUGGCAGGAGCGCCAGGCCAGGGGGCCGGAGUGGAGUUUCAGCCCCACCCGUCCAUCCCCGCCACCCCUGGGCUUCCGCGAUGAGCAUGGGGUGGCCCUCCUGGCUUACACAGCCAACAGCCCCCUGCACAAGGAGUUCAACGCAGCCGUGCGUGAGGCAGGCCGCUCCCGGGCCCACUACCUCCACCACUUCUCCUUCAAGACACUCCAUUUCCUGCUGACUGAGGCCCUGCAGCUCCUGGGCAGGGGCCAGCGUCCACCCCGGUGCCACCAGGUGUUCCGAGGUGUGCACGGCCUGCGCUUCCGGCCAGCAGGGCCCAGGGCCACCGUGAGGCUGGGGGGCUUUGCUUCUGCCUCCCUGAAGAAUGUUGCAGCCCAGCAGUUUGGUGAGGACACCUUCUUUGGCAUCUGGACCUGCCUUGGGGCCCCUAUCAAGGGCUACUCCUUCUUCCCUGGAGAGGAAGAGGUGCUGAUCCCCCCCUUUGAGACCUUCCAAGUGAUCAAUGCCAGCAGACCGGCCCAGGGCCCCGCCCGCAUCUACCUCCGGGCCCUGGGCAAGCGCAGCACCUACAACUGCGAGUACAUCAAAGACAAGAAGUGCAAGUCUGGGCCUUGCCAUCUGGAUAAUUCAGCCAUGGGUCAGAGCCCCCUCUCCGCAGUCUGGUCUUUGCUGCUGCUGCUCUGGUUCCUUGCGGUGAGGGCCUUUCCAGACAGUCCAGGCCUCCUUUGAUGCAUGAGACACGGGACAGCCUCGCCUGAUGCCUCUGCCCAUCCUGAGGAUGUUGGCCAUGUGUGCUUUCAGUGUAACCAAGAUUCCUGGCAACCCCAUCUGCAGGGAACUCUGGGACCUUCUCUGGUAGCUGCCAGACCUGCUGGUGGAGAAACAGGAGACAAUUUGGGGACUGAACCUUACCCAGGGCUCUAGGAGUGAGACUCUGAAUAAAGGGUUGGGCCGGC